Molecule: messenger RNA, 612 nt
Organism: Rhineura floridana
Lineage: Eukaryota; Metazoa; Chordata; Lepidosauria; Squamata; Rhineuridae
Product: zinc finger protein 595-like
Exons: 4
Coding region: 1-612 (203 amino acids)
Biological process (GO): negative regulation of transcription by RNA polymerase II
Molecular function (GO): DNA-binding transcription repressor activity, RNA polymerase II-specific
Source: RefSeq, a predicted model, not a curated record
AUGGAGGAGAACUAUGGGAAUCUGGCCUCUCUGGGAUUUCCAGUUCCUAGAUCUGAUUUCAUCUCCUGGCAUGGAGGAGGGGAGGAGCCGUUUCUGAAGGGCUCAGUAGAAGGGGAGAAAACAGCAGGUGAUGAACGAAGAGAGAGCAAUAAAGAGGGCAAAUGGCAAAGAAGGAAUGCUAAAGAAACUCAGAAGCAGAGGAAGAAAUCCCUUGCUUCUGAAGAGGCUGGCUUCCAUGAAAUCCCAAUAGUAGCAGAACAUCAUGAGGGAAACAAGAGGGAUAUUCAGAAGGGGGAGAAACUGUUGAAAUGCUCAGUGUGUGGAACGAGUUUCAAAGAAUCCACAUGGGAGAAACCCUACAACUGCUCAGACUGUGGAAAGAGCUUCUCUCGGAGCACCCACCUGAAAAGACAUCAGCAAAUCCACACAGAGGAGAAGCCCUACAAAUGCUCUGAGUGCGGAAAGAGCUUUCGGUGCAGCUCAAAUCUUACCUUACACCACAGAAGUCACACAGGGAAGAAACCGUAUAAAUGCCCCAAGUGCAGAAAGAGUUUCAGCUAUGUAUCAAGUCUUAAGGUUUAUCAAAAAAUUCACACAGGGAAAGAUGCUUGA